Messenger RNA from Drosophila novamexicana, 868 nucleotides. RefSeq names its product probable 39S ribosomal protein L24, mitochondrial (gene mRpL24). Gene Ontology annotation, biological process: translation. The transcript is spliced from 3 exons. Gene Ontology annotation, molecular function: structural constituent of ribosome; RNA binding. NCBI's taxonomy places the organism in Eukaryota, Metazoa, Arthropoda, Insecta, Diptera, Drosophilidae. Gene Ontology annotation, cellular component: mitochondrion; ribosome. The coding region runs from base 79 to 822 and encodes 247 amino acids. The record is from RefSeq and is a predicted model, not a curated record.
AAAGCCAAACAUCUGUUUUGAGCCGCAUUGCGUUAGUUAUUUUUCUCUAAAUAAAUUGCUAUUAUAAAUAAAAGAAACAUGCGUAUAACACAAUAUUUGGCUAGUAAAUUAAAAAACUUUUCAAAUCUGCCCAAGGAAUAUAUUGAGCGCAGCAAAAAGCAGGUAUAUUGGCAAACACCACGCGAAAGGAAUUAUCUACCACGUACCGUCGAGCGCAAGCGUUUUCGCUAUACCACAAACCGGCCAUGGACAGGCCAGUUCCGGCAACAGAAUAUGCCGGGCACGAUGCGCCGAAAAGUUUUUCUGGAGCCAGUUGAGGAUUGGAGCUUCUUCCGCGGCGAUCGCAUUGAAGUGCUUGUCGGCAAGGAUAAGGGUAAGCAGGGCAUUGUCACUCAGGUAAUACCCGAACGCAAUUGGGUUAUUGUCGAGGGCAUCAAUUGGCAUUAUAGGCGCGUGGGAGCUGAGAAGGAAUUCCCCGGCAUCAUCAUAAAGUCCGAGUCGCCUCUUAAUGUUACCAAAGACAUACGCCUAGUGGACCCAUCCGAUCUGCAGGGCACCGAAUUUGAGUGGCGCUUCACGGAGGAGGGUGAAAAGGUGCGCGUAUCGUUGCGUUCGGGCCGCAUCAUACCCAUUCCUGAGACAAAUAACCAAACUUAUGACUAUAAAACGCCAAAAGCCUACAUUGAGCGCGAAAAGGAUACACCAGCUGCCGUUGUGAGCGAGAUUACGUUUCAGCCAAAGUUGUCCACUUUUGAAAUGGAUAUCAUGGAGGAAAUGGACAUAAAGGAGGAACGCACGCCGGCCAAGAGCUACUGGUAUUAGACAUACCUUGUUUGUUUAAUAAAGUGUACAAUAAUAUGAAAUGUGU